Molecule: messenger RNA, 1176 nt
Organism: Pocillopora verrucosa
Lineage: Eukaryota; Metazoa; Cnidaria; Anthozoa; Scleractinia; Pocilloporidae
Source: RefSeq, a predicted model, not a curated record
AUGCCGUCUAGUAGGUUUCUUGUAGUAGAAUUAGUAGUCUUUAUUUCUUCACAAGAAAUUCCAAUCAGUUCUCUUGAUGAGUACCAAAAUGUGGAUGGUUUUAAACUUGACCGUCAAAAGUUAGCCUCAGUUCGAGUACUUGGAAGUGGCAACUUUGGCCAAGUUUGUAAGGCAAUUUACGGACCUUUGAGAGCUGAAGUUGCUGUUAAAUCAUUAAAGAAUAAUGCCCUGCCAAAGGACGUGCAAGAUUUUAAAACUGAGUUGGCCCUUAUGAGCUCCUUGCAGCCUCAUCCCCAUGUGGUAAAACUCAUUGGCUUUUAUUUGAUUCCAGAUUCCUCCCUAAUAGUUUUGGAGUAUUUAGCGUAUGGUAAUUUUUUGGGAUACCUGCGUAAAAGCAGAGGAAUUGAGGAUAUUUAUAACACAGGAGAGAAGGGACCAAUUUCAUCACUCAGAGAGAAGGACAUCUUGUCUCCUGCGUGGAUUAUCGCUGAUGGCAUGAAUUAUUUAGCAUCAAUGAAGAUUGUUCAUCGAGAUUUAGCAGCUCGAAAUGUGUUAUUGGGUGACAACAAAGUAUGUAAGAUAUCAGACUUUGGUUUAGCACGUGGUUUGGAAGAAGACAUCUACACGGGAACGACUCAGGGUCGUCUUCCCUUUAAGUGGAUGCGUCCAGAAUCUCUAUUCUAUGGAACAUCAACUACUAUGAGCGAUGUUGAUUUUACAAAGGUGGCCGACAACAUUGAAAAGGUGGGACUACUGGACAACUUCAAGGCCGAUAGGUGGACCUGUUGGGACUACGAACAUUCCAGAAUCCAUGGCUCCAGCAAACAAUUCAGAAACGGUAGAAGGUCGAUGUGUCGUAAAUGCUGUCCAUUAUCAAGGUACUGUAAUGUUAGACUGCCAAAGCGAUGGCUUUUGGAACAACAGCUCACUUCAGGGAAGUUGUGUAUGCAAGGAGAAGAUGGAAAAUGCAGAGUAGAUAAUAAGAAUAGAGUAAAUGAAGUGGCCAAAAGAAUUUAUGGAGAUGAAGGAAAUUUCGCGACACUGAACAUAAUGAUUGAAGGAUUAGAGGUAGCUUCAAGUAUUGCAGCCCCAGGAACUAAAGCCUCAUUUAGGACAGUUUCCGCAAAACUGGAAAAAGAUGGUCCCUCCGAAGACAAGAAAAUGAUGUGCAAAUGA